CUGUAGCAUGAAACAUUUAGUUUGCGAAAGACUCCAACCAAAAUGGCCUACUUUGGAAAGGAAUUCUCCUUCGAAAGGGAAGAAAAUUUCGAUGCAUUCGCCGAUUUUAUUGGUGCCUUUGACGCCAACGCCAAGGGCUUUAUGCAGUACAAGCCGAACCAGAUCCUCGAGAAGAACGGGGACUCCUACAAGCUGAUCUUCAAGACCCCAGCCCUGAACCACGAGGUGGUGUUCAAGUCUGGAGUGCCUUACAGCGACGUCAUCCGUGAAGGUUUGACGGCCGAGUCCACCAUCACCGUCGAUGGAGACACCUUCACCCAGGUCCAGGACUACGGCCCCCUUGGCUCCAUCACCUUCAAGAGAGAGUACAGCGCCGACCAACUUAAAGUGACAUUUGAGAGCUUUUAUUAAAAGUUUUGGAACACGAAGC
Ostrinia furnacalis (Asian corn borer) is the source of this 430-nucleotide messenger RNA. Its product is annotated as fatty acid-binding protein 1-like. Lineage: Eukaryota; Metazoa; Arthropoda; Insecta; Lepidoptera; Crambidae. The record is from RefSeq and is a predicted model, not a curated record. The coding region runs from base 43 to 411 and encodes 122 amino acids. The transcript is spliced from 4 exons.